UUUUUCCAUUUUCUUCCUCUUCUUCCCCAGGUGUUUAUGUCUGAAGCGGGCAAAAUAUCCCAGAAGAUAAAGGUGUGGUUCAGUGACUACUUUAAUGUGUCCGACUUUCUGGCCAUUGUGACCUUUUUCAUCGGCUUCGGCCUGAGAUUGGCCGGAGGUGAAGCCUUCGUCCCCGGCAGGACGGUGUAUUGUCUGAAUAUUAUCUUCUGGUACGUGCGACUCCUGGACAUCCUGGCUGUCAACCAGCAGGCUGGACCGUACGUCAUGAUGAUCGCUAAAAUGGUGGCCAACAUGUUUUAUAUUGUGGUAAUAAUGGCUAUAGUCCUGCUGAGCUAUGGCGUUCCCCGGAAAGCCAUUCUGUAUCCACAUGAGGAGCCCAGCUGGUCGCUGGCCAAAGACGUGGUCUUCCAGCCGUACUGGAUGAUGUACGGGGAAGUGUAUGCCUAUGAAAUCGACGGUAAGGACGAUGAGGAAGGUAUAGGAGAUUACGCCGUGUGUGCCAAUAACAGUGACAUAGCAGUAAAGCCACUGUGUACGGCGGGAGCGUGGCUGACUCCUCUCCUACAAGCAGUCUACCUCUUUGUUCAGUAUAUACUAAUGGUCAACCUCCUCAUCGCCUUCUUCAACAAUGUGUAUCUGCAAGUGAAGUCCAUUUCUAAUCUGGUGUGGAAGUACCAGCGCUACCACUUCAUUAUGGCCUACCAUGAGAAGCCGGUCCUCCCCCCCCCCUUCAUCCUCCUCUGCCAUAUCUACUCCCUCUUCUGUAUGUGUCGGAAGAGAAAGAAGGAGCAUACCUACGGACCAAAGCUGUUUCUCACAGAGGAGGACCAAAAGAAGCUUCAUGAUUUUGAGGAGCAGUGUGUGGAGACGUACUUUCAUGAAAAGGAUGAUCAGUUUCACUCGGGGAGUGAGGAGCGCAUCCGUCUGACCUCAGAAAGGGUUGAGACCAUGUGUAUGCAGCUGAAGGAGGUCGGGAACAAAGUGAACUUCAUAAAGCGCUCUUUGCACACUCUGGACUCUCAGAUCGGACACCUGCAGGACCUCUCUGCCCUCACUGUGGACACGCUGAAGACCCUCACUGCUCAGAGGGCGUCAGAGGCCAGCAAGGUCCACAACCAGAUCACCCGGGAGCUCAGCCUCUCCAAGAACGUCGUCCCCAACAUCGGCCCUGUGGCUUCAGACACUGGGCCCCACUCCAAAUCAUCCAUGAUGGGCAAACACAGUGUGGGGCUGGACCCCACCAUGAACCCAGCGUUGAGUCCAGAGAGGAGGGGGUUGUUUGGGCUUGGGCACUUUGCUGCAGAGGCUGUCUUCCCAGGCAGCUCCUGUGGCUUUGUCCAAAGUGCUGUGGCCAUUUCCCCUCCGGAGCUGCGUCUCCGCGGCCACUCUCUCACCCGGAAUAAACCGACCCGUCCACAGGAGCCGGGCUUUUCCGACUCUCCCUCCAGCCUGCCCUGUGUGCCCUCCCCGGGGGCCCAGUUUCACCUCAGAAGCACCCCAGCCCAGCCCAGCGGCUCCAGCCACCCAGAACUCGCCCUAGCUAGGCUUUACCAGCCAGACUGCACCACUGUAGAGUUUGGGGCGUUUGUGGGACAUAAAGACAGUAUGGACCUCCAGCUCUCGACUCCCAAAGAGAGAUCCAGCUCACGGCAGAGCCCGGUGUCAGAGAGCCGACUGCAGCUGAGUGCAUGUGCUCUGCCUUCAGGUCCUGCUCACAUCCGAUCAGUCAACUCCUACGCCGGCUUCACAGAGUUCGACAGAGAACCAGCUUCCCUCCAUCUUGAAUCCUCUCUGACAAAGAGGGAAAGGAGCCGGUCGUCAGCUGAAGACAUCCUCGCCCACGAGGACCCCCGGUCUGCAUGCCUGGAGAGAGUUCAGGGCAAGUCAGCCCAAGCCAGCAGCCUACGAGCCCCUGGGGAAGAAUCACCAAACGCGGUGACACCAGCUUCAGUUUCUCUCUACACGCCCCGACACAGCCACCUGGGAGCCAGGAAGGACUCUAUUGGCUCUCCAUUCAAGCCCAUAGAAAGCUUCAUGUACUCAGCUGUGGAGCGCAACAACCUGAUGAGGCUGUCUCAGAGCAUCCCCUUCACCCCGGUGCCCCCUAGAGGAGAGCCAGUGACGGUGUACCGGCUGGAGGAGAGCUCCCCCAACACCAUCAACAACAGCAUGUCUUCCUGGGCCCAGCGGGGCCUCUGUGCCAAAAUAGAGUUUCUCAGCAAGGAGGAGAUGGGCGGGGGUCUCAGGCGGGCCCUCAAGGUGCUCUGCACUUGGUCAGAGUACGACAUCCUCAAACCAGGACAUCUGUAUAUAGUCAAAUCCUUCCUUCCAGAGGUGGUCCAAACCUGGCAGAGCAUCUACAAGGAGGACACGGUGCUGCACCUCUGUCUCAGGGAAAUUCAACAACAACGAGCUGCUCAGAAACUGACAUUUGCCUUUAACCAAAUCAGGCCGAAGACGAUCCCUUACUCUCCGAGGUUUCUGGAGGUGUAUCUGCUCUACUGUCACUCUGCCGGACAGUGGUUUGCGAUAGAGGAGUGCAUCACCGGAGAGUUCAGGAAGUUCAACAACAACAACGGAGAUGAGAUCGUGCCCACCAACCUGCUGGAGGAAACCAUGCUGGCCUUCAGCCACUGGUCCUACGAGUACACCCGCGGAGAGCUGCUGGUGCUCGACCUGCAGGGUAAACACUCAGCACUCUUACGUUACCAAACUGAACCCCUUUGAAUGGACUCAAGUUUGUUGUUUAUUUAAAAUGAAAUGG
Molecule: messenger RNA, 2764 nt
Organism: Notothenia coriiceps (black rockcod)
Lineage: Eukaryota; Metazoa; Chordata; Actinopteri; Perciformes; Nototheniidae
Product: transient receptor potential cation channel subfamily M member 7-like
Exons: 17
Coding region: 37-2727 (896 amino acids)
Biological process (GO): protein tetramerization; calcium ion transport; protein phosphorylation
Cellular component (GO): plasma membrane
Molecular function (GO): calcium channel activity; protein serine/threonine kinase activity; ATP binding
Source: RefSeq, a predicted model, not a curated record